This is a messenger RNA of Geodia barretti, 915 nucleotides long. The record is from the annotation of a GenBank genome assembly. Lineage: Eukaryota; Metazoa; Porifera; Demospongiae; Tetractinellida; Geodiidae.
AUGCGGGUCUACUACGAUCGCGAUGCCGAUCUGAACCUGAUCAAGUCGAAGAAGGUCUCGAUCAUCGGGUACGGCAGCCAGGGCUUUGCCCACGCGAACAACCUGAAGGAGAGCGGGGUCGAGGAGGUUGUCGUGGGGCUUAGGCCGGGCUCCACGAGCACGGCCAAGGUCGAAGCCGCCGGACUCACGGUCAUGGAUAUCGAGGAAGCCGCGCGCUUCGGCGAUGUGGUGAUGAUGCUCACCCCGGACGAGCUUCAGCGCCAGCUCUACGCCGACGUCCUGCACGGCUCCAUGAAGGAAGGCGCGGCUUUGGCUUUCGCCCACGGGUUGAACAUCCACUUCCGCCUGAUCGAGCCGCGGCCCGAUCUCGACGUCUUCAUGGUGGCACCCAAGGGCCCGGGGCACACGGUGCGCUCGGAAUAUCAGCGGGGCGGCGGCGUUCCCUGCCUGCUCGCGCUCGCGAGCGACCCUUCGGGCAACGCCAAGGAGAUCGGCCUCUCCUACGCGUCGGGGAUCGGCGGCGGCCGUGCCGGGAUUAUCGAGACCAGCUUCCGCGAAGAGGUCGAGACCGAUCUUUUUGGCGAGCAGGUCAAGCUGAUCGUCGACCUGAUGUACGAGGGCGGCAUCGCCAACAUGCGCUACUCGAUCUCCAACACCGCAGAGUACGGCGACUACACGCGGGGACCCCGCGUGAUCGACGAGGGGACGCGGGAGCGCAUGAAGACGAUUCUCGCCGAUAUCCAGAACGGCCGCUUCACCACGGAGUGGAUGACCGAGAACGUGGCCGGGCAAGCGUCGUUCAAGGCGAUGCGCGCGCGUGCGGCCGAACACCCGCUGGAGGAGGUGGGCGAGCGGCUGCGGGCGAUGAUGCCGUGGAUCACCGAAGCCCGGCUGGUGGACCGCAGCAAGAACUGA